Stegostoma tigrinum is the source of this 5006-nucleotide messenger RNA. It is a transcript of the gene klhl18, whose product is annotated as kelch-like family member 18. NCBI's taxonomy places the organism in Eukaryota, Metazoa, Chordata, Chondrichthyes, Orectolobiformes, Stegostomatidae. The transcript has 10 exons. The coding region runs from base 14 to 1726 and encodes 570 amino acids. Gene Ontology annotation, molecular function: protein binding. The record is from RefSeq and is a predicted model, not a curated record.
UGGGCUGAGUAAGAUGGCGGACGCAGAGGAGGACUUGCUGCUUUUCAGUGUCAGUGACCUGCCGGUUCGCGGGUACAGCCUGAUGGAGGAGAUCCGGCGCCAGGGCAAACUCUGCGACGUGACCCUACGGGUUGGUGACCACAAGUACACGGCGCAUCGCAUUGUGCUGGCUGCAUCUAUCCCGUACUUCCAUGCCAUGUUCACAAACGACAUGAUAGAAUGCAAGCAGGAUGAGAUUGUCAUGCAGGGAAUGGACCCCAGUGCUUUGGAAGCGCUUAUUAACUUUGCCUAUAAUGGUCGGCUGGCAAUAGACCAGCAGAAUGUGCAGUCGCUGCUAAUCGGUGCCAGUUUCUUGCAGCUGCAGAAUGUGAAGGAUGUGUGCUGCACCUUCCUGAGAGAGCGACUACAUCCUAAAAACUGCCUGGGAGUGCGUCAGUUUGCAGAGACAAUGAUGUGCACUGUUCUUUAUGAUGCAUCCAACAGUUUCAUCCACCAGCACUUCGUGGAAGUAUCCAUGUCUGAAGAGUUCCUUGUAUUGCCCUUUGAGGAGGUGUUUGAGCUUGUUGCUCGAGAUGAGCUCAAUGUGAAGUCUGAAGAACAGGUAUUUGAGGCGGUUCUCGCUUGGGUACGAUUUGAUCGGGAGAACCGUGAGGAGUACCUGUCUCAGCUGCUGACCAGAGUGCGCCUGCCUCUCUGUCGACCACAAUUCCUAACAGACAGGGUUCAGCAGGAUGAUUUAGUUCGCUGCUGCCACAAGUGCAGGGACCUUGUUGAUGAGGCAAAGGAUUAUCACCUAAUGCCUGAGCGUCGUCCUCACUUGCCAUCCUUCAAGACCCGGCCACGAUGCUGCACCUCCAUUGCUGGCUUGAUCUACGCAGUAGGAGGCCUCAAUUCUGCCGGCGACUCUUUGAACGUUGCAGAGGUGUUUGAUCCCAUUGCCAAUCGAUGGGAGCGGUGUCAGGAGAUGACGACCUCUCGGAGUCGUGUGGGUGUGGCCAUGGUUAACGGGCUGUUGUAUGCGAUAGGUGGGUUCGAUGGGCAAUCAAGGUUAAAUACAGUGGAAGUUUACAACCCAGAGACAGACAAGUGGACCAAAGUGGCCAGCAUGAACAGUAAACGCAGUGCAAUGGGAACAGCUGUCAUGGAUGGACACAUCUAUGUUUGUGGUGGAUAUGAUGGAAUCUCCUCCCUCAACUCUGUGGAAUGUUACAGUCCAGAAGCUGACAAGUGGGUCUCUGUGACUCCAAUGAGUGCCUGCCGCAGUGCUGCAGGGGUCACUGUGUUUGAAGGGAGGAUCUAUGUUUCUGGAGGGCAUGACGGGCUGCAGAUAUUUAAUACGGUUGAAUGUUACAAUCAUCACACCACUACCUGGUACCCAGUGCCAAGUAUGCUGAAUAAACGCUGUCGCCAUGGGGCUGCAUCACUAGGCAGCCAGAUGUAUGUCUGCGGUGGUUACGAUGGCUCUGGUUUCUUGAGUAUUGUGGAAGUUUACAAUUCUUCUUCAGAUCAGUGGUAUCCACUUGUUCCUAUGAACACUCGCCGCAGCCGGGUGUCCCUCGUUUCAAGCUGUGGCCGCCUCUAUGCUAUCGGUGGAUAUGACGGACAGUACAACUUGAACUCAAUGGAGAUGUAUGAUGUUGACACAAACUGCUGGACAUUUAUGGCCCCCAUGGUGUGUCAUGAAGGUGGAGUUGGUGUAGGGUGCAUCCCCCUCCUCAGCGUGUAAGACUGUCGUUGUUCCUCUAGUCGGAAAUCUAGCAUUGAGGAGAUGUGGAUACAAUGAUAUAUUUAUGGGAACAACAAACAAACCCUAGUUUUCAGUGCCCGUUGAUUGUUGCCUGUGGCCAAAGAUGAUGCAGUAACAGCUGCAUCUUUCCAACAGAUUGGUAACUUAUCAGUAUUCUGUCACUAACAGAAUCUGUGGUAUUUUUAAAGGCAGCCAUUUUAUUAGAAUUAUAAUUACUUUAUAAAUUACACUGUUUUAAAAAAAGCCUGUUAAUUUAUGAAUAACUUGUUCCCGUGAUUACCCGAAUGCAGAACAGUAGAUCAAUAAAACUAAUAUUGGACUAGGUGUUGUCAUGAGUUAGGGACUUCCCUUUCACCGUUGGCAUCUAGGUUAUAAUGUUGAGAAAUAGAAAACUGAGAUACUAACAGUCCUAUUAUACUGUGUUUUGUACCUGUCCUGUGCUGAACCUUGCUGUUGAGUACUUGCUGCUGGUACCAGAUGGCUGCAAUAGGAGUGUUCCUAGAAUGAUAACUGGCUGAAAAGACAAGGUCAAGCACUGACUGCAUGGUCUGGUUGGUGGCUUGUCUACCGUUUCCUGCAAGACUGAUUGGUCACUGUGUGUCUUUUCAUCUUGUUACUCAGCCAAGUAGCGUUGAAUAGAACUUUGGCUUGAAAAUAAGCCAAUUCUGGGAUAAUUGAGUGUAUGAAUAUGGGAAGUUCUAUUUGUUUUACAUUUCCAGGAUAGUACAGUCAUUCCUUGUAUACCAUGAUAGUGCAGUCUGCUACUGUUUCCAACCCAGGUAAAAACACUUCCCGGUAUUUUUUCUCCUGGCCCUGGUCCAUAGUCGACAUUGUCUCUUUCCCGUUUACUGGUCCAAGUGCUGUUUGUCCUUUGGAACUUAUACAUAAAUAGAUUUUGUUUUAAAAAGUUUACAGUAAUCAAAAUGUGGGAAGACUACUUGAUGGUGAUGUGGGCCAUUACUUGUCAGUACUUUAUCGAGUAAUGGAUUUCUGGGGGCGAGUUACAGAAUACAAUUAGUGGUUAUGCCACGACUGGUGGAUAUGUACUGCUGCACCAUGGCGAACACACCAAGUUGUACAUUUCUGCUCUUCCGGGCAACUGAAGAGUGAAAUGUUAGUUUGUGUAGAUUUGUUACUGAUGGGAGUGUGGCAGAAGGAAAAUAUUGCACAAUGUUAAAUGUGAUCUAAAGUGACAUUUUAUUCUUAAUAUUAUGUUGGUAGCUACUGUAUGUUUAAAAAAUUAUAUACCAUUACUGGGUAGAAAUUUAACUAGGUGGUUUGUACAGUCUCUCUAAUAGACACCUAGGAGUCAGUUGGAGGAUAGAAUCUAACUGGAUUUUUUUAUACAAAUAGAAUAAUGAAUGUCCAGGAUGAAUUGCAAACUAGAAUCUAAAAGAUGGUUUUGGGGGGGGGUGUUAUAUAGAAUAACGGAUAGCAUGGAGUGUGUUACAGAUUGAAUUCCAGUGUACCAUAGCAGACAUCUGCCACAGAUUCGUUGACUGGCAUCUAAAUCAAGAGGAUUCUCAGUUUAUACAAUCCAUAGAGUAUAGUGGAUACCUAGGGAAAUGGUAACAUCGCAGAUUGAGAGAUGCCAAUUAAGUUGUAUUGAAAUUGCUUUUGUGUGCAAUUCUCCUUGUUCAGAGUUGGUUCUCGGUGUAGUGCAGUUCACUAAUUAGGGCCUGUAUCCUACUACCAGCAAGUAACCAUUAAUUAUGUAUGUAGGCAUUAAAUCUCACCUGAUUAUUUGGUGAGGAGGCAUAUCUUGGUCUUCUCCUGCUCCUCUACAUGUGCACUUUACAACAGGAAUCAUUGAGUAACUAUGUCCCUAUUCUAAUGGUACUGAGGAAAUUGCAGGCUCCUACUGCUGGCACAACUGAGGAACCCAAGUGCUUGGGUCUGAAUGACUCAUUAGGGUGGACUAGACAUACGAUUAAUUUACACUACAUGGGUCUUGCCUGCUAGGUUUUGCUUGCAAUGAGCUAGCUGAGCUGUAUUUAAGCAGACUACAGCCAAAUACUGCAGUAUUGAAUAAUAUCACUUUUUUCCAAACCUUGCACCCAGUGAAGCAUACUAUUGGACCCGAUAUGGAUCCGUCUGUUCUUGAAAGAGCUAUCUAAAAUCACUUGCCUGCUCCUUUAGUAGACCCCUGUAUAUUUUUCUUUUUUCCAAGUUGUAAACUUAAUUCCCACUUAAAGCAAAAAUUAGAAACAACUUAUUUAUUUUGUUAAUAUAAUGUCAAUGGCACCGGCUCAGUUGUUCACUUUAUCGGUUACUCAAAAACCUGAAGCAGUUUUACUAUCCCCAAUAAACAGGAUAGGAGAAAAGUUCUGCCAAAUUCAUAGCAAUGUGGAAUAAUUGUGGAAAUAAAGUAUUUGCUGUCUGCUCGGUUAUUCCUGGGACCAAUUAUCAAGCCAAAAGAUUGGUGCUCAUUUUCUGCCUGAGUUGAUUCUAAUGUCAAGCUGGCAUAUUGUCUCCAAAUCUGUUUGAGAUUCCCAGCUGCACUUGCUUUCCUGUGUUUAAUCAGUUAAAACAUGCGCUUAUCACAGACUAGGGAGCCUAUAUGUGUUCCCCAGCUUAAACCUUGUGAGCCAGUUUCUUGAGUACUUUGCCUAUUCUUUUCUUGUAUUAAAAGAGAUGGUGUCCCAGUGUAAUUUCCACUUAACCCAAGUGAAAUAUUAAUUUCUAUUGGGAGUUGAAGUAUCACUGCAUCCAGGUCCUUUUUAAUUCAUGCUGCACUCUUCAAAUGUCCUGAAUUUUGAAUUUGAGCUCUACAGCUUUGGACUUUACUUUCUAUUUAUGGUGCUACAUAAUUGUAUAUAGCCAGUAGUUAUUGCCCUAUGAGAUGAUUUAUGCUAACCAGGUCUUUGUCAUUGGGUUUAAGCUGUUGGCCAGACUGUCUCCAGAAGAAUCAUUUAUCCUAAUAGGGGAAAGAAGGAAGGAUAAUUGGGUCCCUGGAUAUCUAACUUUUUUUAAACCAUGUCAAAUGUGAAACCUAGGUUCCUAAAUUCUUAGGAAUAAGACAAGGGAGUUGGCCAUUCAGCCCCUUGAGCAGAUCAUCACCAGAAAACAGCUGUUAGAAAUUUUUAUCUGGAAUGUGGGGUAAUCGUGAAAACCUACAGUACUUCUAUUCAUCCAUCUGUUACAGUACGUUAUAGGUCAGACCUUUGUGUCAUUGGUACAAAUUGUAUGUUCUGUUUCCAAAGUGUACACAAUGUUUUGUUACCAGGUUACUGUGGAACACAUGAAUGUUUUUAGUGUA